Alternaria novae-zelandiae is the source of this 1131-nucleotide messenger RNA. RefSeq lists its product as uncharacterized. The transcript is spliced from 2 exons. The record is from RefSeq and is a predicted model, not a curated record. NCBI's taxonomy places the organism in Eukaryota, Fungi, Ascomycota, Dothideomycetes, Pleosporales, Pleosporaceae. The coding region runs from base 1 to 1131 and encodes 376 amino acids.
AUGGCCAUGACGCCGUCCGAACAGAAGCGCAGCUCGACUGGCAGUCGCGUGUUGGGCAUGACGGGCCCAGCAGGCGAGCCCGGCCUGCCACCCUCGCGACCGUCGUCGAUUGCGACUGCCAAUUCGGGCAGCCAGAACAGAUGGUCCCAGGCCAGCCCUGCACGACGAGGCGGCGGCAUGAGCGUCGCCGGCAGUCUAGGACACAGCCGCCCAACCACGUCUGCCAGUAGAACCCAUGUUCCGCUGGCAGCCCACGGCUUCUUUCGCCCCAUGAGCUCGCAGCGUCUUCAACAACAACGCAACCAGCGCCCCAAUUCCCUCCUCGGCCACGGCUCGCUCUAUUCCGACGCUACACACGAAACGGGCAGCAAUCCGUACCGCCAGAGUACAGGCUCUACGCAAACAAUUCGGCACGGCGCCCCAACCCUGGGCCUCCAUCACGAGCUGGACCCGCAGCCUCCGCCGUCGCGCGGCACCGACAUCACCGAUAGAGACAUGCCCGACCGCACCACAGCCAACACCACGCCCACGGGCGCAGAAACAGUGCGCAGUCGAGGCGAGAGCAUCACUCCCCUGCAGCGACCCAGGCCUCAGCACCUGGAUCUCUCUAAUGUUCAUGGCCACGAUUCCGGCAAGCUCCCAACGCCCAGCAAAUCGCCCCGCUCUUUCGGUUCCAGCUUCAUGUUGUCCAGUCGCGACGGACGCUCAGCCCAAAUACGACCCCAUCAAGGACACGAGAAACUCACCUCUGCCGAGUCGUCACCCAGAAUAGCCCGCAAAGAAGCUACUAAGGAGGCAGUCAAGCGGGAGCUCGGCAGGAACUACCAAUACUUCCCCGAAAUCUACAUCCAUUCCCCCCUCCUAAUCCUAAUGACGAUCCGCUCAGUCUCGGUCCGCCCACCACUGAGUGGACCAUGGUGGUCUCCGCAACCGGUACGAAUGCAGCUAUGGAGGUGCCGACGAAAUAUUGCAAGAGUUGCAACAUCUGGCGACCUCCACGUGCUCACCAUUGCCGUGUAUGUGACAAUUGCAUCGAGACGCAAGAUCACCAUUGCGUCUGGCUCAACAAUUGCGUGGGACGCCGCAACUACCGUUACUUCUUUGUCUUCGUGUGCGCCACCACGUUGCUAG